AAGUAUGUAUGUAUUCCCAAGCAAGCUUCAGUGGCAUGCUUCCCAUUGUUCUUUUAAGGAAAUGUGUUCCUGGCCGCCGGAACGGGGCAUGUGGCACUUGAGCUUUGUGUCCCUCCUGCUCCCCCUGCCUGGGUGAAGUAGUUGACCACAUCAGCAGCCGACUGCAGUUUGUCAUGUGGUUUCUCAUGUGAUGCUGGGUCUGCAGCACUUGGGAGCUGGAGCCUUUGUGACUGGCACUCAUGGACAGACAGUGGUGUUCAGGGACAGAACCGAUUUUGGAGGGGGUGGGGAGGCCAACAAGCCAAGAAACGUCAGAAAUAAAGUCGCAUGAACUCCAGGGCGGCAUCUCCGUGGGCAUGCCAAGCUUUCCCUGGUUACCUGAGCUGCUCCUGCGUCUCCCGCCCGGGCUUCGCCGUGGUGCCCCGAUCCCGGAAUCAUGCGUCUGCGCCCUGCGGAAGAAGGUCCUGCUGGCGGAGCUCUGGCCGCGGUCUCCUGCCUCGCAGCUGGGCGAGGGGACCUGCAGGACGGGGUGAAGCUGCAGAAGACCUGGGGAGGGACGGCCAGAGAGGACGCCAAGGACCGGGGAAGGGGAAGCUGGGAAUUCCAUCCAUGCAGUGCCCACCGGUGCUGCGCAGGGCAGGGCAGCCGUGGCCCCCACCGCGUGCGCCCAGCUCGGGCUGCUCCCAGGGAUUCAGUCUUGGGGGACAAGCCGUGGCGAGAUGUGGUGGCAUUUUACCUCGGAGCGCAGCUGAAGAUGGAUAAACAAGGCAUCUGAUGCAUGUGCCUGGGAAGGCAGAGCUGGAGAAAGGCGGAGUGAGGGAGCGCGUGCAAGGCAAGAGGAGACGCCGAACGCCGGGGCGAUUGUCUGCCGCUCGCUGUGCGUUCUCAUUCUAGGAGGAUGGCAUAAUUUAUCACCCGGCACACGGAUGGAGGAACUGUAGAUCCUAGUCUGGAUGUCCCCGGCGCUGUCAGCGAAGGAACUGAUGGGCUAGGUGACUGUACCAGGGUCCCCAGAGAGAAUCGCAGCCUCGCAGCAUGGAUUUAAAUGCAUGUGCAUGCGUGUAGAGACAUGGAAAGAGGUUUCUGACCAUUUUACACAGGAAGUCUGUCACUUUGCUGGAUCGGGCUUGAUUGCAGCUUGUGUUGUCAGCUCCAGCUCAACACCCAUUUCCUGACUAGUGAGACAGCAUGGCCAAAGCAGCUGCAUGCAGAAUUUUCUUUUUACUGUGAAAGCAAGCCCCCUCUGUGUUAACUCCUUCCAGUUCUGAGUGCUCUGUGCUUUGCUAGGACCGAUGGUGGGUUUUGUUUUCUUCUCCUACAAAUCCCUGUAAACACAGCUGUAUUCAGUAAUGGCAAAAAAAUUCUAUCCUGUAAAUAGAAAUCCGAUCAAUUUAAUCAAAAUAAAUGUAUCCCAGAUGACUUUGAGACCAGCUGGCUACCACAAGCUUCAGAUGCCAAAUGCUCAGUGGAGAUGAAUACUGUGUUACAUUUACAUGGUUCAGAAUGCUGGGAUCAGCCUGUAAUUUGCAAAAAGAAAUCCUUUUCUAAAGAGGAGAGGUGGUCCUGCCGGCUCACAGCUAGGCGGUUAGGUACAGGUGUAAAUGUUGUUCAUAUGAUUUGCAGAUCUGCCGUGUUGCAUUUCGAAAGGCAUGUGCCAUGAGGCGGAGUAUGGCCAUUGUCAAUAUGGAGAAUGCUUGUUUCUAACGUGCUGUUACGGAGAGCCGAGUGCCCUCCGAGUAGAUUCUGGUGAGGUUGAGGGCAGGCACUGGAGGCUUGUUGUACGUUCAGAUGUGAGGACUGGGGUUCUCCAACCCCAGCUCAGUGGAGUCAGCCAACCCUGGGGGUGAGGAGCUUUCCCAGUUGUCAUGGGGAGCUCUUCUGGGACGCCUGUCUGGCCCUUCCACUGUUUGUCACUAAUUCUACAAAGGCAGCUCUGUGUGCUGGAUUAUGUUUGGCCAGCUGUUGAUGCAUUCCUGCGGGUGGGGCUGGGUGAGGAUCUUAUUACUGUACUUUCAAACUGUAGAUGGGUGUGCAGGGAUAGUACGGAAGGAAAGGAAAAGCACUAAGAUACAGAAUCUGAUCGUGCGUACCUCUUUCUCCAGAUAGUCCUAGAGUGAAUCCAGAAAGGGUUUAAAGUCAAAAGAGGAAAGAGAGCGAGGUGAUUAGGGGUGGGUGGCAUGAGAGGAAGAGAACGAAACGGAGCAAGCGCACAAGAGAAAAACAGACUUGGAACUUCAAAGCUGCAUAGACAAGCAGAAUGUCAGCAGCUUGUAAUUAGCGGUUCAUGGUUGCGUCAGUGACUGUAUCUAUCCAAGAAUAACUAUGUGAUGUGUGCCACAAAGUGAAGAAGAUAGUCAUAACUAAGUUAUCAAACCCAGUUCAAACAAGGGCAAAUGGAUUAAGAAAUUUUCUAUGUUUGUAAAUCAAAUACUGAUGGAUUACACAGGGAAGUCUUGCUGAAUUCUGUAUAAUUGAAGGCUAAAUUAUCAAUUUGUCAGGGGGCAUAUAUUCAUUAAAUGAAACUGUGAACCCUUAAAUGUGCAAAUUAAUCAUGCGAGAAUAUAUCAAUGCAAGCUCUAUCAGUAUAAGAUGUUUUACUAAAUAGCCAAAGGAGCCACUGCCAGUCUCCUAACUUUGUAUCCGUACAUAAUUUGUGUGUGUGUGUGUGUGUGUGCAUUUCAAUAGAGAGACAUCAAAAGUUACACUCAAGUAAAUAGGGUAAAUUAAGUUCUAACAUUCCCACUUUAGAAUUGAAAAGUUUCCAUUUUUUUUUUGAUCUCCCGAGUUUGAACCUUGAAGGAGCUUUUGCUGUUCUGAAGCCAAACAGCAGCUAGUCAGUAAUGGCUAAGGGAAGUCAGGGUACCACGGUUGUUGAGAUUUGAAGGCCACGCUCACUUCCCUCCCUCGUCUCCUGUGCUUCGAGAUUUUGGUGCUACUGCAGCCUCCACAAAGAGACGGUGGGAGGAGCUGAUUGGUCCGCAGGCUUAGAAUGUUUACUCUUAUUUGUUUUCAGCGCUCCUCCACGGCAUUCAUUCAUUCAUUUUGCAUUUCUAUUUGUGUUCAUGCCGCACAAUUACUCCUGACCUGUUUUGUUUCUCUGCCCAAGAAGUCAGUUUUAGUUCGGCUCAUGUUUAGUUUUUGGGCAAUAUGUGCAUAUGUAUUGCAUUACCCAUGUAUGCAUUUUUCUUUCUUUUUUUUUUUUUUAAUGUGGAUUAGGGAAAAUUGUAGGCAUGGAAAGCUGUGUAUAUUAAAUCAAUAGCUUUUUGAAUCACAUGUAAUAUAAUUUAAAUAUACUCACUUUGAGGUUGCCAAAACUGACAUUGUCUGAGCCCGUUUAAUUUACAUCUUUGCUUUAGUCAAGAAGCGGAACCUGCCACAUCAGAAUAGUGUAUUCUGUGCACCCAACAGGGUGGAAGACAUUAUUUUGUUUGUGUUAGUUCAAACAGCUGGUCAUUAAUGCAGUCCCCAUUUCUAGAGCGAAGUGCUGCUGGACAUGAAUGCCUGCCUGAUUAAUGCUGCCCCUCUGAGGGUCCUUCACCCAGCAGUCAUGCUCGCAGCAGAAUAAUGUAGCAUGAUGUGAUUGCACUCUAACAGGAUAGUAUGUCAUUGUGUCACCAAGCAAUUGAGGUUAUUAUGGGGCAGGGCAGACAGACGGGACAGUGGGGUUACUAGACCGUAGCAUUUUUAGAAAUACAGGCCUGACCUACUUAGAGUCAUUCUCUCUGGCUGGCAGCUGCAUGGUACAUAAAGUCUCCUGAUAGGCUGAGGCUGUUGCUAGGGGGGAAUUAGCAUGAAUUUUUCCACACACAGACUCAGUGGCUGAAUGAUAAAAGCUGACUGGAAUUAAAGAGAUUUGGUUUAGUAUUAUACAGAUUUAUCUGCCUCCUUUUCUUUCUCAAGUGCAGAGAAAGAGUGCAAAACACAGAUUUUGUUUCCAUUUGUUCUUUGACCUUCUUGUUCUCUCUCCCUCCUCUCAAGAUGCCCGAGGGGAGGAGAGCAGGACAGUUGUGAAAUUCUGGUUCAUCUCUUACUGUUGGGGUCAUGGAAACGAUGUUGCAAAUUACAAGAUAUUUAAGCUUAAAGACUGCUGGGGAUGACUACCAAAAGGUUAGAUUAUUUUUCCUCUUCUGUGCACUAAGCUAUAUAGAAGCUGGGUAUGCAUAUUUGAUGCACUGUAUGUUUAUACUCUGUUUCCCUUUUGGGCUUGAACAAAACAUUUAUAUAAAUUCCUUUCUAUCCAAACAGAUUGAAGCUUGCAGUCUCUGGCUUGUUUAAAAUAAGGUGGUCAGGAUUCCAGGUUUAGACAGGAAAAAAAAUAUGUAUAUAUAUCACUUUUGUUAUUACAAAAUAUUAUUGGCUGUCUUUAAAAAGCCAGCCUGAUGUGGAUGAAACCUCACUACCCCUACUCUACCCUGUUGGCCUCACAACGUAUAGGAAGACAUAGGUUUCUCUCCAGAAGAAAAUCUGCCUGCAGAAUGUAUCUGGAGGCUGUUUUCCUUGUUGCUGACAUACGCACUGCAUGUAGACAGCUAACAUAAUCAAUUUUAUAAGAUGACCUAUUUUUUUCCUGCUCGUGGAUCUCCAAGUGUCUGUGCCUUUUAGCAGACCUUUUCUAGAGGGGGAGUUUUGAUAGCUCUUUUUAAAGUAAUCUGAAAAGCCAUCAGGAGAAAAAUUAAAGCAACACAUAUUCAAGAAUAAUUUUUCUUAUCCUUAAUUAUAUGCUAUCGAUGCUUAAACUGCAAUUUCUUUCUGAUACCUUUUACUGCUGAAAGUAGUGAUUAUCCUGCCUUUUAGACUUGAAAUUAAUUUUUGUAAGAACAUACUGGGGUAUCACAAGUAAACAAGACACUGGGUUACAUAAAGGAAAAGAAUAAUAGAGAUUCUUGUAAACUUGUCACAUUAGAUUGUUUUUUUCCACAUGAAAAAGGCAAGAGAAAAUUUAGGUGUAGAUUUUUCUUUUCAUUUAGAUUUUUUAAAACAUUCAGAACUAUAUAGAUACAUAAUGCUUUUAAACAGUGAUUCCUCCUUAUACCAAAACAAAACAAAUCCUCUAAUGGUGUCAGCGCCAAGAAAUCUAUCAAUCAUAUAUAUAUGUAUUUAAAAUCCAGGAGUGUUUACAUUUCAGCAUAUAAAUAAAGCUUAUCAAGCUAAAAAAAUAUAGAGUAUAUUUUCUGAUGUUGGAUUUGAUAGAUAUACCUUACAACCUUUAAGAGUCCCCACACAAACAUUUAUUGUAAAGGUUUCCAACUAUACUAGCAAUCUUUCUUCAUUGAAUAAAAUGUCAAUUGAUAUUUGUUGAAUAAAAGAUUACCUUAUCCUAA
Molecule: messenger RNA, 5321 nt
Organism: Sapajus apella (tufted capuchin)
Lineage: Eukaryota; Metazoa; Chordata; Mammalia; Primates; Cebidae
Exons: 2
Coding region: 328-762 (144 amino acids)
Source: RefSeq, a predicted model, not a curated record